Molecule: messenger RNA, 1822 nt
Organism: Odobenus rosmarus divergens (Pacific walrus)
Lineage: Eukaryota; Metazoa; Chordata; Mammalia; Carnivora; Odobenidae
Gene: ST6GAL2
Product: ST6 beta-galactosamide alpha-2,6-sialyltranferase 2
Exons: 5
Coding region: 1-1593 (530 amino acids)
Biological process (GO): carbohydrate metabolic process
Molecular function (GO): sialyltransferase activity
Source: RefSeq, a predicted model, not a curated record
AUGAAACCACACUUGAAGCAAUGGAGACAACGAAUGCUUUGCGGGAUAUUCGCCUGGGGGCUCCUCUUCGUGGUGAUGUUCAUUUACUUCACCGACAGCAACCCAGCUGAGCCUGCGCCCAGCUCCUUCUCCUUCCUGGAGACCAGGAGGCUCCUGCCCAUGCAGGGGAAGCAGAGGGCCAUCAUGGGCGCCGUGCAGGAACCCUCCUUGCUCCAGAGCGUGGGUGCACACAAGGGCCUGCUGGACGGACGCCCGUCGGGCCCCUUCCACAGGGCGCCGGGCCACCUGCCGCAGUGGGCCCAGGUGCAGGAUGGGUUUGAAAGUGACGAAGAGUUCUUUUCAUCCCCGAUCGGGAGGAAAUCGCAAAGUGCUUUCUACCCGGAGGAGGACGACUACUUUUUUGCCGCGGGUCAGCCAGGGUUGCAGAGCCACACUCAGGGCACGCCGGGGCCCCUCUCCCCCGGGGACCAAGGCCGGUCGGAGGGGGCUGCACCAGCCCGCCAGGCGCAGAGAAGGCGGGCGGGGAAGAGGCAGCGGAAACCCGGCGGGAACCUGGUGCUGGAGGACGGCGACGACGGGGACAGGCUGUACUCGUCCAUGUCCAGGGCCUUCCUCCACCGGCUCUGGAAGGGAAACGUCUCGUCCAAGAUGCUCAACCCGCGGCUGCAGAAGGCCAUGCAGGACUACCUGAGCGCCAACAAGCACGGCGUGCGCUUCCGCGGGCGGCAGGCGGCGGAGCUGAGCCGCGCGGAGCUGCUGUGCGCUUUGCGGAGCCGGGUGCGGGUGCGCACGCUGGACGGCAAGGAGGCGCCCUUCUCGGCGCUCGGCUGGCAGAAGCUGGUCCCCGCGGUGCCGCUAAGCCAGCUGCACCCGCGCGGCCUCCGGAGCUGCGCCGUGGUCAUGUCGGCCGGCGCCAUCCUCAACUCCUCCCUGGGCGAGGAGAUAGAUUCUCAUGAUGCAGUUUUGAGAUUUAACUCUGCUCCUACACGCGGCUAUGAGAAAGAUGUUGGAAAUAAAACCACUGUGCGCAUCAUUAAUUCCCAGAUUCUGACCAACCCCAACCAUCACUUCAUUGACAGCUCAUUGUAUAAAGAUGUCAUUCUGGUGGCCUGGGACCCUGCUCCUUAUUCUGCAAAUCUUAAUCUGUGGUACAAGAAGCCAGAUUACAACCUGUUCACUCCAUAUGUUCAGCACCGUCAGAGAAACCCAAAUCAGCCAUUUUACAUUCUUCAUCCAAAAUUUAUAUGGCAGCUUUGGGACAUUAUCCAGGAGAACACCAAGGAGAAGAUUCAGCCCAACCCACCAUCUUCCGGCUUCAUUGGAAUCCUCAUCAUGAUGUCCCUGUGCAGGGAAGUGCACGUGUAUGAAUACAUCCCGUCCAUCCGGCAGACGGAGCUGUGCCACUACCACGAGCUGUACUACGACGCGGCGUGCACGCUCGGCGCCUACCAUCCGCUGCUCUACGAGAAGCUGCUGGUGCAGCGGCUGAACACCGGCGCCCUGGGCGACCUGCACCGCAAGGGGAAGGUGGUCCUGCCCGGGCUCCGGGCCGUGCGCUGCCCCGCGCCCAAGCCCGCCGGGCCGCCCUCCUGAAGAGAGGCUCUUGAGAAGCGAUGUGCAAUAAGGUACUACUGUUGUACUCUGAGUCACAGGAGCAUACUUGAAGAUCUCUUUUAGGCAAUGUAGUCUUCAGCCUUUAGACUGUAACUUAGCGGUGGCCCAAGAAUUCUUCUUUUUCUAAGCCAUUGAGUAUUUAUUGCUGCUUGGAAUACAGAAAUGGAAUUUAAAAAGAAAAAAUGCUCAAGAAAGAUGCAAAAAAAAA